Ilyonectria robusta is the source of this 1382-nucleotide messenger RNA. RefSeq lists its product as uncharacterized. Gene Ontology annotation, molecular function: metal ion transmembrane transporter activity. Gene Ontology annotation, cellular component: membrane. The transcript is spliced from 6 exons. The record is from RefSeq and is a predicted model, not a curated record. Gene Ontology annotation, biological process: transmembrane transport; metal ion transport. Lineage: Eukaryota; Fungi; Ascomycota; Sordariomycetes; Hypocreales; Nectriaceae. The coding region runs from base 78 to 1382 and encodes 434 amino acids.
CAACAGGACAUAAUCUCUUGACGAGUCUUUUUUCUGAGCCCCAAGUACAAUUUCUCAUUUCCUUCCCAGAGAUAAAGAUGGAAAUAGAAAUGGAAUCGCGAAAUGACAUCCACCUGGACCUACCAUACACCGAUGACGCCAUUUUCGCUCCCGAAGAUAAGUCUUACAUGGAUUUGCUCGAGUUUUUCGACGCCAGCGACAAAGAAUCGGAAGUUCAAGGACAAUUGAAUCGGUCGAGGCGCAUCCAGAGCAAACACGAUCUUGAAACUCAUAUGCGCAACGACAGCUUCGUCAGGAGAAUAGCUAUCGUCUACCAACCAUUUUCUUGGGCGCCGUUGGAUGUCUCCAAAAGCAUGAUCCAUAGGCUUUUGACUCUUGCGAAUGCCAUGCGUGACGUUUGGGACAUUGUCCUAUCCUUUAGAGCUCAGAAUACCGAGGUCGAGGAAGCGUUUUCGCCUUGCUCGUGGAGGCGACACAGAGCCAUGAGGGAAACAUCAUACAUCUUCAAAUACCCCGAGCGCAAGGCUUUGGGUAAAGGAAAUGUCACUUGGGUGAUUCGACAGAUAGGCCUAUAUCACCAAUACAGCCUCGAAUCGGAAAAAAACACAUGGUUAUUAAUCUUUCCAAACCGCCAAUCGUACUCUCUCGAUCGAGUAACAGAAAUCAUGGACCUGGACGAGCACCCCCUUCAACCCCACCUCUGCUGGCAGUCUGCGCACAUACAAAAUUGGAGAUGGUACAUGGUUGACCUUGAAAAAGAGUUCCACGAACUAGCUAUGGACAUCCUGAAUGUGGAAAUCGAAGAAACCCUGGACUUCAAGACAACAUACGACCAGCUCUCCUCCCUUCGCUACAUCGAGACGAGGCUUUCACCCUUGGAACCCAUUCUCUCCUCAUAUGAGCGUGUUUUCAACGAGUUGGGCUUUUCAAAUGCGGAACUGCGAGAGCGCCGUCGAAUAUCGGAGGAGUCGGCAAAUGAGUUUUCAGCAACCUUGCGGAAUCUCCUCAUCCAGAACCAGGCGUUGAUGUCAAAUGUGAAACAUCUGCUCUCACGCGUACACAGCACAAUUCAAGCAGCCUCGGGUACGAUCAGCCUGAAGAGUCAGAAUACCACCGAGCAAAUGUCGAACCACAUGCUAGGAGAUAGCGCAUCCAUUCGUGUCAUCACUGCGGUUACCUUAGUGUACCUUCCAGCGUCUUUUGUAUCGGGAUUUUUUGGUAUGAGCUUCUUCGACGCCCGCGAUGAUUCGGGCUGGUCAGUUGUGCCAUCAGUAUGGAUUUAUUUCCUCGUUGCUAUCCCAAUGAGUGUCUUGACAUUGAUGUAUUGGAAAUGGAGAUCCCAAAGGUGUCUAAGGAUGAAUGUAGAUGUAUUACCUGUAUAG